This is a messenger RNA of Aspergillus sclerotioniger CBS 115572, 1185 nucleotides long. RefSeq names its product tyrosinase family protein. The record is from RefSeq and is a predicted model, not a curated record. The coding region runs from base 1 to 1185 and encodes 394 amino acids. Gene Ontology annotation, molecular function: oxidoreductase activity. Lineage: Eukaryota; Fungi; Ascomycota; Eurotiomycetes; Eurotiales; Aspergillaceae. The transcript has 3 exons.
AUGCGCUUUACAUGGGGAAUUCUGAUUUGUUUAACGCCCUGGUCAGGGGCUUGGGCUCUUUACAACCAGUCUACGGGCUUCUCUCAAGAGAACGUUGAUAAUGGUGUUGCCUUGCAAGAAAUUGCCACCCAGGCCCUUAUACAAAUGGAGCAAGAGUCCCUGACAACUAAUGGUUGUCGUCUUGAAGAGGCUCAGGUUCGCAGAGAAUGGCGCGACUUAUCGCUAGCUGCCCGAAAGGAAUUCACCGACGCUGUUACGUGUUUGCAAAGCCUUCCUACAAAUAUCUCAGCAGACGCAAAGAAGACUUUCCAGGGGGUACAGUCUCGGUAUGAUGAGUUUGUAGCAACCCACAUCAACCUGACUGAGUAUAUUCAUGUGACUGCUGAUUUCCUCGCGUGGCAUCGGUACUUCAUUCACGCGUUUGAAAAUGCCCUGAAAGUCGAGUGCAACUAUACAGGCACCCUUCCCUAUUGGGAGUGGGGAUAUGAUGCAGAGAAUCCUCAAGACUCUGUCCUUUUCAAUGGUGAUCCCUACAGCAUGGGAACUAACGGGAAAGACCUAAACCAAACGUCUCUCUACUGGGAAUCUUUGAAUAUGAGUAUCCCAGCUGGGACUGGGGGUGGGUGCGUAUAUGCGGGCCCCUUCACCAAUUACACGGUCGACAUGGGUCCCAUUAAUGCUCCUGGGGAGCAACCAGUUCAAUACAAUUUGGAGUACAAUCCGCGCUGCUUGUCGCGGGAUUUGAAUCCGACUGUCUCCCAGACAUCUAUCUCCUUCCGGAACGCCACAAAGUUGAUACUAUCGUACGACACAAUUGACUGGUUUCAAGGUGUCAUGCAGGCGGACCAACGAUUCAGAGACCCCACCGCCCCUCAAUCGUUUGGGGUCCAUGGUGGAGGUCAUCUAACGGUUGGGAGCGUCUUGGCGGACAUUGACACCAGCCCUGCUGAGCCGAUGUUCUGGCUUCACCAUGCACAAAUUGAUCGUGUCUGGACAAUCUGGCAAGGACUAGAUCCGGCCAAUAGGCGGAAUGCGAUAUGGGGUACUCAUACACGAAGCAACGAUCCGCCUUCUUCGAACAUGACGUUGGACGAGAUGAUUGACUUUGGGUUUAUCUCCCAACCUCGACAGUUUGCUGAUUUGAUGAACCCACUAUCCGGGCCGUUCUGCUACUACUACACGUAG